Molecule: messenger RNA, 1144 nt
Organism: Dendroctonus ponderosae (mountain pine beetle)
Lineage: Eukaryota; Metazoa; Arthropoda; Insecta; Coleoptera; Curculionidae
Product: venom dipeptidyl peptidase 4-like
Exons: 6
Coding region: 36-998 (320 amino acids)
Biological process (GO): proteolysis
Molecular function (GO): serine-type peptidase activity; dipeptidyl-peptidase activity
Source: RefSeq, a predicted model, not a curated record
AAAGGAUUUCCAGUGAAGGCCAGGGAUGGGUGGAUAUGGGCGAUAGUCCAGUUUUCGGCACCGACAGUUCCAAUUACAUCACAAUUGCUCCAGUUCGAGAUGGACCAGCUGGCACGUUCCGACAUGCCGUUUCUGUGAACAUUCCGAAAAAACGCACCAUUCCACUCACCCAUGGGCGGUUUGAGGUCCAGCGGAUUCUCACAUGGGACCAUUCAAAUGAUGUGAUCUACUUUCUGGGGGUUCCCGAAGGGAAACCAGGCGAGUUACAUCUCUAUAGAGUGUCGUCCGUCCCUCCUCGGACUGGAGCGACUUUGCCACCGCCCGUCUGCAUAACCUGCGUUAAGGAGCCUCCUCCAACCUCUCCUCCUUAUCUGACGUUAGACGAGAGCAUUUAUAAGUUCAAGAAAGGAAAUUGGGAGGAUGACGACGAAGACACUGUGAUAACAACGCCGGCUCCCCGCAAGCGAAAAAAACAGAAGCAAAAGUUGAUUGAGAAAGAACCACCUUGCUUGUACCACAACGCGUGGUUUAGCUCAAAUUCGCAAUAUUUCGUAUUAGAAUGCUUGGGGCCUGGGGUCCCGACUAGUCAACUUUACAAGAACAGCAUGCCCAAACCGAAGCUGAUCAUGUGGCUGCAAAAUAACACAAAACUGAGGGAAAGAGUGAGCAGAAUGGCCAUGCCCCAAAUCAAGACCUUUCCCGUGCAGAUCUCUGGCGGCUAUCAGGCCCAUGUCAGAUUACAUUUGCCCCCCGGUCUAAGAGAGGACGAGAUAACAAGAUAUCCCCUGGUAGUGCAGGUGUAUGGCGGGCCUGGCAGCCAAUUAGUAACGGAACGGUGGAGAGUUGAUUGGAACACGUUUCUAACAGGUAACAAAGACUUCAUAAUAGCGCAAAUAGAUGGAAGAGGGUCGGGCGGACAAGGCCAUCAGCUUCUGCAUAAGGUCUACUACAAGCUUGGCUCAGUGGAAGUAGCAGAUCAAUUGGAAGUGACAGAGUAAGUCAAUUAUUCAAUUAACUCUUUAAAAUGCUGAUAACUUUUAUUUGUCUAACACUUUCUUUUAAGAAUCGCUCAGAAGCUGCAAUAACGCGUGACUCAUAUUCAACCCCAAUACAAAAUAAGUUAAGCAUUCAUCUAAAGUGGUUA